AUGAGGAAUGAAUUCUAUACACUGGCUUUCUUCAGAGCCGCGACAGCAGAGUUCUUGGCCACCAUGAUCUUUGUGCUCCUUGGAGUGGGCUCCGCCUUGAAGUGGCCCUCUGCCCUCCCAGGCAUCCUGCAGAUUUCACUGGCCUUUGGCUUGGCCAUAGCCACCCUCGUCCAAUCGCUGGGCCACAUCAGCGGGGCACACAUCAACCCAGCGGUGACGGUGGCUCUCCUCACUGCACAGAAGAUUUCGGUGCUACGAGCUGUGGCCUACAUCGUAGCUCAGCUUGUAGGGGCGAUAGCUGGUGCAGGGGUGAUUCACCAGUUGACCCCACCGGAGAUCCAUGGAGGACUGGCUGUAAAUGCGCUGCAGAACAACACAUCAGCUGGGGUGGCGGUAGUAGUGGAGCUAAUUCUGACCUUCCUCCUGGUCCUCUGUGUCUUUGCCUCAACUGACAGCCGCCGAACUGAUAAAGUGGGCUCUCCAGCACUAUCUAUUGGUCUGUCAGUCACAGCUGGCCAUAUCUUAGGGAUCUAUUUCACUGGCUGCUCUAUGAAUCCUGCACGGUCUUUUGGUCCAGCUGUCAUCAUGAGAAACUUUCAGCAUCACUGGGUGUUCUGGGUGGGACCUUUGGCAGGAGGCAUCUUAGCUUCUCUGAUCUACAAUGUCAUCCUUUUUCCUGAUACCAGAAACCUUGCUGAGAGGAUUUCUGUCCUAAAAGGGACCUACAAUCGUAAUAUUGAGUAUGAGGAGAGGAAUGACCAGAGAUGCUCAACAGAACUGGUGCACAAGUUCUAACAUAGCCAGAGGUAAAGGAGUGGACAGAGAUGGGCUUGUUGCACUGCAACACCAUCCAAAAGAAAAACCGUACUCCCAUCAAACCAGUUCCUCUCUUUCAUAUUCUCCAUGGCCUCUAUAAUAAGGCUUUGAGUUGGUAUCAAAAUCAGAUAUCAAAUAUGCUGAAAUGUAUCUCAAGGGGAUGGAGGAGAAGAAAGGGAAUGGGAGAAGAAAGGGUAUAUGCUGUUCGUAAGUUGCCUAGCUAUCAAUGAUUUGAAGGUGAGGGAUACUCCAUGUGUUAAAACCAACUCAACUCUUCAGUGGGGCUUCCAGCAUGCCAGGUAGAAUAGCAUGUGGUCAGUACGAAAUCCUGCAGCAUUGAACAGGCAGGAAAUCUAUGGUCCUUCAAAUGUUACCAGGUUACAGCUUCCCCUGACCACUGUCUGGACAGAUGCGUAUUAAAGUCAAACAACAUCUGGCAAACCACAGGUACUUCAUGUAAUAUUCCCUGGGAAGCAACCUUGAGGUGCCCACUUAGUUGUACAAUUUCCUUUGUCACUUUCUUCUGAUAAUUGCUUUCCUGUCACAGAAACAGCCAUUUCAAAUACAAGACAAAAAGCUUUUUCUCUGUAGCUUCACAGCUUCCCUCAAGGGCGACUUAUCUCACAUUGCCAUUACAUUGCCAGCCAAGACUUACUUUGCUUGGACUACAGCAUCGCACCAGACAUUCCUGUCAUCACAACCCAUUUCUUAACUGCGUUUCUAUCCUUUAUUUAAUGUACACACUGUAAACCUUUUGAGGAGGGUAGUUCAAACAGAGGUCUGAUGUUCUGUGUAGUGCCCAAAGCAAGGAUAGUGGUAUGUUUAAAAAAAAUGGUGAAUAAUAAAAGAACAGAAGCAACAGCAGAAUACUAGUCACUCAGAGAAGACAGGUGGAGCAACCACGCUAAGUCCAAAUUGUAAAAUACAUUCCUAGCACUGGGUUCUCAGGUCUGAGGGGAAACUGAGCCAGUAAUGCAGAGAAAUGCCACCCAGUUAGAGAUUCUCUGCCUGAAGGGUAGCUAUGAGGUCAGGAGUGCCUUCCACAGAUGCUUUCCACUAAGAUUGGAAUGGUUUUCUCUUGAAGUUGCAUAUUCAUGGAGGGAAGGGAUCCCACUCCCUUUGCUCAAAUUCUUUGCAACAGCCUGGGGCAGAAAUGGGUAGCAGUGUAUUUGGGUGUGGAAAAAGAAAUCGGCUUCCUGUCACUGGUACACAUCCAGAGACUGUGUGGAGGAAGCAGGACCAUUAGGGCCUCCAGUAUUUCUCAGAUCAAAACCAGGAGACAUGUGGCAACAAGGCAAUAUCAGAGUGUGGACAAUAUGGCAAAAGUUUCCCAAGAGGAAAAACACACAAGCUAAGAUAAGCAGUAGUAGUUUGAUUUUGCCUAAGCCUACUGAGAAGAGCAAUCGUACUCAGCCACAAGUUUUGUGUGUGUGUGUCAGGAGCAACUUGAGAAACUGCAAGUCGCUUCUGGUGUGAGAGAAUUGGCCAUCUGCAAGGACCUGGCCCAGGGGAUGCCCGGAUGUUUGAUGUUUAACCAUGCUGUGGGAAGCUUCUCUCAUGUCCCUGCAUGGGAAGCUGGAGCUGACAGAUUGGAGCUCACCCACUCCCCGGAUUCGAACCACUGACCUUUCAGUCAGCAGUCCUGCCAGCACAAGGGUUUAACCCAUUGUGCCACCUGGGACUUCGCAGGCUCAAUUGAUUGCCUAUGAUGUACAUAUGACUGGGAAGGAGAAGUUUUCAUCCCUUCCUUUCCCUUCAAUUGAGUUAAUUAAAUGCAAAAUACUUCUGAGCCCCCGUUGGAGUAGCGGGUUAAACCGCUGAGCUGCUGAACUUGCUGACUGAAAGGUGAGUGGGGUGAGCUCUUGCUGUUAGCCCCAGCUUCUGCCAGCCUAGCAGUUUGAAACCAUGCAAAUGGGAGUAGAUCAAUAGGUACCACUCUGGCAGGAAGGUAACAGCACUCUGUGCAGUCAUGCCAGCCACAUGGCCUUGGAGGCGUUUACGGACAAUGCUGGCUCUUCGGCUUAGAAAUGAAGAUGAGCACCAACCCCCAAAGUCGAACAUGACUAAACUUACUGUCAGGGGAAAACUUUAGCUUUACUUUACUUUUGCGCUUUGAAAUCAUUUUGCAGCAAAAUAAAUAAAAUGAGGAUACAGGGGGGAAAUAUGAGAAGAAAAGAGAAACUGGGAUAUUUUAAAAGAAGGUUUAAAGGUGAGGUGUCAGAGGAUUCAUCAGGACGGUCACAGCAAAAUUGGGUUGGAUGAUAGGAGCCAAGUGAACCUCUUUUCCCUCACAGGCCUUAGAAAGUCUAGUUGGUGCCUCUCAGCAACAACAGAGAAAGACUCAAAGCAAAUAGGUGUAGAAUGGUUUACUGGUAGAUUUUGAAAUAUAGGCGUUCAUAUUAACUCCCCAUAUCAGCAGUUUACAAGAACAAAGCACAACAGUUUCCAGGAACAAAUCUUUGCCAAGAACAUCACUUUGGUAAUGCUAACAGAUCUUAAUUGUACAUUUAAGACCAAGCCACCCCAAAGUACUUUACGUUACA
Anolis carolinensis (green anole) is the source of this 3359-nucleotide messenger RNA. RefSeq names its product aquaporin-5. Gene Ontology annotation, biological process: transmembrane transport; water transport; carbon dioxide transport. Gene Ontology annotation, molecular function: water channel activity. The record is from RefSeq and is a predicted model, not a curated record. Gene Ontology annotation, cellular component: apical plasma membrane; plasma membrane. The transcript is spliced from 4 exons. The coding region runs from base 1 to 795 and encodes 264 amino acids. Lineage: Eukaryota; Metazoa; Chordata; Lepidosauria; Squamata; Anolidae.